Messenger RNA from Bicyclus anynana (squinting bush brown), 1430 nucleotides. It is a transcript of the gene kri, whose product is annotated as uracil phosphoribosyltransferase homolog. The transcript is spliced from 4 exons. NCBI's taxonomy places the organism in Eukaryota, Metazoa, Arthropoda, Insecta, Lepidoptera, Nymphalidae. Bases 62 to 745 code for a protein of 227 amino acids. The record is from RefSeq and is a predicted model, not a curated record.
AAUUUGACAUAAGUUUUGCAUUUUGCCUCAAGAUUAUUCGUAUUUUAAUUAAACAAAAACAAUGGAUUUAAUUGAUAGUGAUAUUCGCCAAUGGGACGCGAACGACGUAAAGGAACAAUUCGGCGACAGCCUAAUGCUCCUGCCUUCAAAUGAUAACAUUAAAGAACUGCAAACUAUUCUGCGGGAUAACACAAUUUACAGAAACACUUCCCGGAGCGACUUCAAGUUCUAUGCUGACCGUUUGAUCAGACUUGUCAUAGAAGAGAGUCUGAACAAGUUGCCAUUCACCGACUGUGAGGUAGUGACGCCCACAGGAGCCCUGUACAAAGGCUUGAAGUAUGGCUCCGGCAACUGUGGAGUUUCUAUCGUAAGGUCGGGAGAAGCUAUGGAGCAGGGUCUCCGAGACUGCUGUCGCUCCAUACGCAUCGGCAAGAUCCUGGUGGAGAGCGACAACGACACGCACGAAGCGCACGUGGUUUACGCCAAGUUCCCGGAAGACAUCUCGCGGCGCCAGGUGCUGCUCAUGUACCCCAUCAUGUCCACUGGCAACACCGUUAAACAGGCAGUGAACGUGCUCUCCCAGCACGGCGUGAAGGAGGAGCACAUAAUCCUGUCGAACCUGUUCUGCACGCCGGCCGCGGCGCAGGCGGUGGUGGACUACGUGCCGCGGAUGAAGAUCCUCACGUCCGAGCUGCAUCCCGUCGCGCCCAACCACUUCGGACAGAAGUACUUCGGGACCGACUGAUACGAGGAUGACUUUUGAGUUGUGAAUACCUAAUUAAAUUUAUAAAUAGAAUGUGCCAAACUUCGAGUAUGAAUGUGGCUGUGUAGUUUACUUAUCCUAUUGAGGCUCAGACGAAUUAUAUAGGGACCUGCCUCGCUAGACGUCACCCCUCAUUCAAAGAUCAAGAAUCAAUGAUCUAAUUCUUUAGAAUCGAUGUUACAUUGUUGUAAUCGUUUUCGUUGUGCAAUGAUCUCUCUUAAAAUGCCGCUUUGUGUAGUUAACUGGCAUAAAAUAUGGUCUACAAAUUCUAGUUUUCUAAAAGAUGAAGUUACGUCUCGUUUGUAAUAAAAACAAUAUCUAAAAAGAAUCGAUUCUUCAGCCAGAAAAGCAAAACAUCGAUCAAGUGAUUGAAAAUUUUGUGUGACGUGUGUUUGUUAAUCUGUGUGAAAUGACACGUGUGUGUAGUGUAAGGAGACUAAAUAUAUUUUAUAAGUGGGAGUAACAACUAUUUUCGAUGUGUGAGCUUACCUCGUCCCAGACAAUUUUGUUUGUAAAUUUGCGUGCGAUACUAGUCCUUAAGUAAUUAGUCUGAGCAUCGAGGUUAUGAUACCUGCGGUAUUCGGCGGGUUGCAACUUCAGACCGGUCUAGAAGUUUGGUGCAAUCUGUAUUUAUUUUGAUUAUUUUAAAUUUGGCAUAAGCACAUUC